AUGGACCCCUUCGGUCGCGGAGAGCACCAGGGUCCGCCCCGGCCAGCACCAGCGCGGGGUGCAGUGGCGGGGGCCCGCGCGGACGCGCUGGCGAAGAAGGCCGGCAACGGGUGGGACAUGAACGAGUUCGGGCACGCGUGGACGCACGGAUACCUCCAGAAGAAACCAUGGCACCCUUUGAACUUCCGCAACCAGAUGGUGCGGUACGAGAGGGAGCAGGCUGCGUACGAGCGCGAACAGCGGAACGAGCGCGCGCGGAGGGAGCUGGAGGCGGAGAACCAGCGGCUGCAAGACAUCGCGCUGCUGCCGACGAAGGAGGCCGAGCGCAUCAGGUCGCUGCGCGAGUUGUCCUUCAUGUACGCGAAGCCGCCGGGGUACGACGCGGCUGUGGAGCGCGACAAGGCGAAGGACAGCGCACCGGCGGACCAGCCAGCGGCCGACCCCGCCGCCGCCGCUGCGCCACAACCGCACACCGGUGCGCGCGAGCAGGCGCGGACGAGCGUGAACUUCAAUCCCGACGCGCUCAAGGGCCUCAUCUCCCUCCGCGCGACGCUCGCGGGCCAGCGCGAGCUCCAGAUGGGCCUCGGGGGCCUGUUAGGCCGCAGCCCCCCCCGGGGGGGUGUUGCGGCGGACGCGGCGAACCAGCGCUUCGUGCUGUCCCUCGGCGACGACGACGCGGCACCCGCCGAGCCCGCGGCGCCCGCGGCGCGCGUGAGGCUGCCGCGGCGGCAGCGGCGUGAGCUGGUGAAGGCGCUGAGUGAGCUGGAGGCAGCGGCGGCGACGGGCGACGCGGAGGCGGUGGACGCGAGCCGCCUGCUCCGGACGACGCUCGUGCAGAGCGGCGUCGACGUGGACGCGUUGCUGCGCCGCCGCCGCCGCCGCGAGGACCGCCGGGCGCGGAAGCGCGCGCGCCGUGACGGCAAGCAGCGGCGGCGCGGCAGCGGGACCGGCGGGGCCCGGCGACAGCGACGCGUCCACGUCGUCGAGCAGCGGGCGGUCGGGCCGCGCCGCCCGCCGCCGGGGGCGGUCCCCGGACGUGUCGCCACUGCGGCACGAGGAAGGAGGGGGCCGGCGGCGGGACGGAGGGCCGCGGCGGUCGCGGUCCCCGCGGCGGGGCGCGUCGCGAGAGCGGCGGGAGCGCGCGGAGCUGGCGGGUGCGCGCGGAGCUGGCGGGGGCGACCGGGAGGUUGA
Pedinophyceae sp. YPF-701 is the source of this 1191-nucleotide messenger RNA. The record is from the annotation of a GenBank genome assembly. NCBI's taxonomy places the organism in Eukaryota, Viridiplantae, Chlorophyta, Pedinophyceae.